UUCCGCACAAGAGCUGUGUGCCUGCGCAGUCUCGCUCCGUUAAACCAACUCACUUCAACUUAAACUGCGGAGGCACAGUUCAAUGAUGCUGCUUGGAAGUUUGGGGUCACCAAUUUGUAAACACCUUGGAUUUACAAACACGUUUUGACGGCUGGUCCUCAGUGAAAAGUGAAAACCCACAGGCUUCUUUUUUAAAUCGGAAAAACAGCCCGAAGACUCACGGAGGAGAGAACGGCGGUUCUGCGUUCGGAAGGUUUUUAUUGUAGGUAAAAAACUAAGAAGCCAUUUUCAUCGUCCUGAUUCAAUUCCGAGCGCCUCGGACCGGAAAAAAAAAUGAAAGCCACCCUUCACCUUCUGCAGUUGACCUUGAUCAUCCUACAGCUACAGACGGAACUCUGCUCUGGGAUUAAAUGGCUAGCUCUGGCCAAGACAUCUGCCUCCCUACACCUAAACCAGACUCAACACUGCAAACAGCUACAGGGCCUGGUCUCGUCUCAGGUGCAGCUGUGCCGCAGUAACCUGGAGCUCAUGCACACCAUCAUCCAGGCCGCCAGGGAAGUGAAGAAGACCUGUCAGAAAACAUUCGGCGACAUGCGCUGGAACUGCUCCUCCAUAGAGAGCGUGCCACAGUUCAUGCCAGACCUGGAGAGAGGUACGAGGGAGUCGGCGUUUGUGUACGCCCUGUCAGCGGCGGCCAUCAGCCACACCAUAGCGCGCGCCUGCACCUCGGGGGACCUGCGGGGAUGCUCCUGCGGACCGAUCCCCACGGAGGUCCUCCAGCAGGGCCACCGCUGGGGGGGCUGUGCUGACAACCUCCACUACGGCCUCAUGAUGGGCUCCAAGUUCUCCGACGCCCCCAUGAAGAUGAAGCGGUCCGGCUCCCAGGCCAACAAACUGAUGCACCUGCACAACAGCGAAGUGGGGAGACAGGCCCUGCGGGAUGCCUUGGAGAUGAAGUGCAAGUGUCAUGGAGUGUCGGGCUCCUGCUCCAUACGGACCUGCUGGAAGGGCCUGCAGGACCUGAAGGACAUUGCCAUCGACCUGAAGACCAAGUACCUGUCUGCCACCAAGGUGGUGCACCGGCCGAUGGGCACGCGCAAGCAGCUGGUCCCCAAGGACAUCGACAUCCGCCCGGUCCAGGAGAACGAGCUGGUGUACCUGCAGAGCUCGCCGGACUUCUGCACCAAGAACGAGAAGCUGGGCUCCUUAGGGACACAGGACAGGCAAUGUAACAAGACCUCCAAUGGCAGUGACAGCUGUGACUUGAUGUGCUGUGGCCGUGGCUACAACCCUUACACAGAGAAGCUGGUGGAGAGGUGCCACUGCAAAUACCACUGGUGUUGCUACGUGACCUGUAAGAAAUGUGAGAGAACUGUGGAGAGAUAUGUGUGCAAAUGAGCCGCUUUCCAUCUCUGUCGACCUCUUUAAACAACAGAUAACCAAAGCACUAUAGACGAAGAAGGGCUUCCUUUUGUCUUAAGCUUCAAUGUGUGUCUUGUCGAGAGCAAUUCUAUUUUUCUUUUCGUUAACCUCUUGUCGCCGAUGGACCCUGCGUUUUGAGGACAGCUGAAGCGAAAGUGUCCGAAAGGUGCAUAUUUUUGUACGCGAAGAGAACUGUGCUUGAGGAUUUUCCUGAAUUUGGGCAGAGUACCUUAUUGUGGAAAGUGGAAACCUAUUUUGUUACACAUUUUAUAAUAAAAAAAAAAUACAUGAUAUCGGAAUCCUGCAGGAAACCUCCAAGUCUCUGGACAAUACAUGGUGCAUUUCUAGCUUUGGACUGAUGUUGAAUUUUAAUUACUGAGUUCAAAACCAUUCCAUGGAACUGUAAGCAUUUUAAGGUCUUUUGGGGAUUAUUUAAUGGGACUCUUUUAUGAAAACAACAAAACAAGUGCUGAAUAUGGAAAGGGCACUUCAAUUAUUUGCUUCAGGAAUGGAAGAGAGUCCUGUGUUAAAUGCCUGGAUAUCCAGUUCAUCUCUGAAGUUCCAAGAGAAGAGAAGACUGUAUUUGUCCAGCGGCCCUGGCAAGGACAGUAUGAAGAAGAGUAUUUGCAUUGUUAAAUUUCCCAUAAUACAAGGAAUGCAGGUAGUCCAAAGCUCACACUUCAGAGUAUGUGAACUGCUUACAUGGGCUUUCCAUGACGGUAGAUAAUAAACCACUUUUGUGUGGGUGUACAUACUUCCUUUUGUAUGCGGAAUUUAAAGAAAUAUUUAUAUAAACUAAUUAAAGAUCCUUUACCAAGCUC
Molecule: messenger RNA, 2243 nt
Organism: Lepisosteus oculatus (spotted gar)
Lineage: Eukaryota; Metazoa; Chordata; Actinopteri; Semionotiformes; Lepisosteidae
Gene: wnt11
Product: wingless-type MMTV integration site family, member 11
Biological process (GO): canonical Wnt signaling pathway; neuron differentiation; cell fate commitment
Cellular component (GO): extracellular region
Molecular function (GO): cytokine activity; frizzled binding
Source: RefSeq, a predicted model, not a curated record